GUCAGAGAGGACCGGGGGGUAGGUGGCACCCUUGGGGGAACGCCGGAGUGGAGGAGAUCGGGCGACGAGUCCUCGUGGGAGAAGCUAAUGUCCAACGUCGGGGUCUCAGUCAGGCCUCGCAGGCCACAGAGCUGCAUUGAGGGGUCCAGCAUCGCAGGGCUGGAUGGGUGGCUGGAGAACCUGGAAAGGAUGAAAAGCGGACCUGUUUGUCACAAAGGUCCGUCUUUCGCAGACCGUGUCGAGUCCAUCCCUACUCUGCCAAAGGAGCAAACUGGCCGGAUCCGCCGGCGCCACUCAGACCUCUCCGUUUUACCUGGCACCUGGAAUGCUGCCACCGACUCUGCAGAGCAACGACAGACAGUUCAUUUCAGGAGCCUCCCCGAGGGGCAGCCCAUCAGACCCCGUGGUCUAGUUGCAGUUAAAAGCGGCUGGCUGCCGGUCCAGAGGAGAGCGAUAUUGUGCAACCUUCCCCACCGUCCCAACACGUUCGAGGAAGACAGCGGCCAGGCUCCAUUUCGUUCUGACAUUCCCAGGAUAAUGCCUGAAAACAUCCAGACGAAAAAUGGAAUUGGAUGUACAGAUCAAAGACCUCCAGAGAUGGACAGCCGAAGGGGGGACGCUAUGAACCCGAGACUGUGGUGCUUCCCAGGCCGAGCUCCACUUAGGCUGGACCAGGAAAGGAGGGAGAGCCUCGCUUCGGCGGGGAGCCGUUUGACAGCAGGUCAAAGGGGUCAGCCGAGGGAACGUGAGAGGAUGCCGCCUGACGGCCCCGUAAGGUCGGGGCGCGGGGAGCUCAGCGGCGUACUUCGCAGAACGACGAGCGCCCCUCAAGGUCCAUCUUUCACAACGCCCCCUGCGGGGAGCAAUGCCGGCCCGCCCAAAGUGAGGACGGGAUUCUCCUCCAUCACGAUUGCUUCACGGAAGAUCCCUCAGGCCACCGACGUACUCCUCCCUGCCCCUGCGAACAGAAACGAGAGCCGUGAACACUCCACCCCAACCUCUGCCGCUCCAGUCGAUACCCCGGUACUCGGGCCAGCGGUGGUGUACAGGAGGAAAGCGACAGCCAUCAAGGUGACGGGCCGCAGACAGAGCUACGCCGCAGGCGAAACCUUGGAUGGGCCGCACCCAACUGCACCGAGGCACAGCUUCGCCGAGGGGGACAGUAAAGAGAAUAGUCUCUUGCAGUUCACCCCAAACCUGUCCGGCUCCCUGCCACAGGGCUCCAUUCGCACCGGCAACUCGCCGAAAGCACCGGCAGAAGCCACCUGCUCCGCUGCGUGCCUAACAAAAUCGGAGGAGCCAGGUGGAGGAGGACAGAAGAUCCACAGGUCCACCUUAUCCCUUUACCUGAGCAGCCCUUCUUCUGGAGCGGUCCCUGGGAACAGGCCCAGGAGACCCCUCAGCUUCACAGGAGGGCUUGGUGAGACCGGUGAGAGCAACUUCAAGGCAGCAGAGGUGGAACCCAGGCGCAAGAGCCUGGGUCCUUCUGGGGGGACCAAUAGUAACGUGUUGGAUGGAGCAGCAGCAAGCCCGAGCACAUCAACGACGCAAGGGGACACAACAGGGCCAGCUGUGGAGAAGGCAAAGCACCGGGGGCCUCUCGACUUGUGGAGUCCCUCGAGGAACCCGCAUCCCGCCUUCAUCCGAGCCCGAGAGAACGGAUGGCGACAGAGUCCUGAUCUUACCCUGGCGCUCAACGCUGCAUCUGUCAUAGCCCAUAUAAAGCGACUAAGUCAGCUGAAGAAGACACCAGUCAUCCUUUCUGCCAAGGACUCAAAGAGAUGUAGUGACUCUGGCGGAGCGGGUAUGUAA
Molecule: messenger RNA, 1812 nt
Organism: Scleropages formosus (Asian bonytongue)
Lineage: Eukaryota; Metazoa; Chordata; Actinopteri; Osteoglossiformes; Osteoglossidae
Gene: c24h10orf90
Product: chromosome 24 C10orf90 homolog
Exons: 5
Coding region: 88-1812 (574 amino acids)
Source: RefSeq, a predicted model, not a curated record